GAAACGUUUUUUUCCAAAACAAAAAGAGGAUUUCCUGCGAAUUUUCCUUUAAAAAACCUGAAAAAAGGUCAAAUCAGCUGCAUUAAACACCGGAAAACGAAUAUUUAAAGUGUCAAGUACACAAAUAAACUAAAAGUUCAAACAAAAAAACGCAAAAACAGCGUAAAUUCUUCUUUCUAAAAUUUUUCCGGGUGAUAAAGACGAGAUGCCACAACCACUAAUGAAUUUGGAGCCAAUGCAAGUGGAUAUUCAAGCGGAGGACAACGAAAACAACGUAGAUCACUCUUACAUCGUUGAAAAUCCGACUUUGGAUCUCGAAUCGUACGCUGCCUCGUACACGGGCCUUGCGAAAUUGCAGCGUUUGUUGUUUAUUGCAAAUCAUUGUCCGACAUUGCGUUUGGAGGCACUGAAACUCGCCAUUAAUUAUGCCACACAAACGUACAACGUGAACUUGUAUCAACAUUUGCACAAGAGACUUGCGGAUUUGACGAAUGCCGGCGGGCAAGGAGGUGCCGGGCAAGCUGCAGGCGGUUCGAAUGCCGCUGGAGCGGGUGCUGUUGCGGCGCCAGCGAUCCCGGGAGCGAUGGGAUUGCCCGAUGUGGCGGCGCAAGUGAGUAAUCAGGAUAUUCCGGCGUUCGAUUCGAUGUGGGUCGAGACGAAAAUCAAGAAAGCGGCGCUAAAAUUGGAAAAACUCGAUAACGAUUUGAAGAAUUACAAGUCAAAUUCGAUCAAGGAGAGCAUUCGUCGUGGGCAUGACGACUUGGGGGAUCAUUAUUUGAACUGUGGCGAGCUCAGUAAUGCGUUGAAAUGCUAUUCGCGUGCUCGGGACUAUUGCACCAGUGGCAAACAUGUCGUCAAUAUGUGCUUGAAUGUCAUAAAAGUGUCCGUUUACUUGCACAAUUGGUCGCACGUCUUGAGUUACGUGACAAAAGCCGAAAGUACGCCCGAUUUUGCCGAGACAAAUGGCAAAGAUGCCAAUCAGGAGAUCGUCACACGACUCCGUUGUGCUGCUGGCUUGGCAGAACUCGCCACAAAAAAAUACAAAGCCGCCGCCAAGAACUUCCUGCAAGCGAAUUUCGAUUAUUCCGAUUGUCCGGAGCUCAUUUCCACAGCAAAUGUCGCACUUUAUGGCGGUUUAUGUGCUCUUGCGACCUUCGAUCGGCAAGAACUUCAGAAAAACAUCAUCUCCAGCAGCUCAUUUAAACUCUUCCUCGAACUGGAGCCGCAAUUGCGCGACAUAAUCUUCAAAUUUUAUGAAUCCAAAUACGCUUCUUGCUUGAAAUUGCUCGACGAGAUCCGCGAUAAUCUCUUGCUGGACAUGUACAUUGCGCCGCAUGUCAAUAAUUUGUAUACGAAAAUCCGGAAUCGGGCGUUGAUUCAGUACUUUAGCCCUUAUUUGUCGGCUGACAUGAACAAAAUGGCGCUCGCCUUCAAUCGUACGGUGCCCGCGUUGGAGAAUGAACUCAUGCAGUUGAUUCUGGAUGGGCAGAUACAGGCAAGGAUUGACUCGCAUAACAGGAUUUUGUAUGCCAAGGAUGCGGAUCAGCGGAGUUCGACGUAUGAGAAGGCGUUGCGGGUUGGCGAAGAGUAUCAGAGACGCACGAAAAUGAUGAUUUUGAGAGCGGCGGUGCUGAAAAAUCAUAUUCAUGUUAAGAAUCAACCGCGUGACGGAAACCACCCGGAAAGCGUCGUCUCAACAGGAGUCAUUCUUCCGGGAUAUCUGCAACAACAGAACAAGUGAGGGUUAAGUAACUCCGACACUCUUCCCGACAUCUUAUUUCCCUGAUAAACGCCUCAUGCUGGCCCACGAAGCCUUCUGCGAUGCAAAAAUAACCAACAGUAAACCUUAAAAUAUUCAAGAAAUUAACUUACUCUCGUUAUUGUCGUAAAAAACUCUUCAAAAGAGCAUUAAUUAAUAGAAAAAGAAACUUUUUGUGAAACAAUUUACAAACAACAUUUAUUUUUUUUUAUA
Culicoides brevitarsis is the source of this 1972-nucleotide messenger RNA. It is a transcript of the gene CSN1b, whose product is annotated as COP9 signalosome complex subunit 1. Gene Ontology annotation, cellular component: COP9 signalosome. The transcript has 3 exons. NCBI's taxonomy places the organism in Eukaryota, Metazoa, Arthropoda, Insecta, Diptera, Ceratopogonidae. The record is from RefSeq and is a predicted model, not a curated record. Bases 206 to 1741 code for a protein of 511 amino acids.